UUCAUUCUCCCUCAACAAAAAAUAACAACCAAAAUCCCAAUUCUAUCCACGUGGUCACAACCACCUAAACCCCUCCACAAAAAGUCAACAAGGGCAAUCUCGUCAUCCCCCACCAAAACCCUCUCCCAAAACCCAGCCACUCUUACACAAUCACAAAAGCCACAAACACAAAUUAAUUUCCAUUUCAUUUCUCUAUUUUUUUCCUUUCCAACACACAAUUUCCGUCUCAUGCAAUCGCAAACAAACUCAAAUACAAAACCCAAAUUUCCACACUCACUCUCUUCACUCUCUCCACUCUCUCCACUCUCACUCUUCACUCUCUACUCUCUCUCUCUCAUUUCGUUUUCUCUCUCAUGCGCUUUCUCUUCAACACGAUCAAAACCUACCACUCGGGUUUUUCAAACUCGCACUCUGUAGUGUACUAGGGUUUUAUGUUCAGCUCGCUUUGACGGUCUAACUUAACACGGAUUUACCUUUGAGGUGCUGUAGUUUACCAAGGUAGUGAUGGAAGAUAAUCCUGCUUCAAGUCUCAUGGAAGGGAAGGUUGUUGGGAUCCGAUUCAGUAUGGCUACACGUCAGGAAAUUAGUACUGCCUCAAUUAGUGAUUCCCAAAUUAGCCAUGCGAGCCAGCUGGGAAAUCCAUUCCUUGGGCUUCCACUUGAAUUUGGACGAUGUGAAUCUUGUGGCACUUCUGAAGCAGGGAAGUGUGAAGGCCACUUUGGAUAUAUUGAACUUCCAGUUCCAAUAUACCAUCCUAGUCAUGUUACUGAGUUGAAGCGAAUACUGAGCCUGGUUUGCUUAAACUGCUUAAAACUGAAGAAAACCAAGAUUCCUUCUUCAGGCAGUGGUUUUGCACAGAGAGUAGUGGCUCCUUGUUGCGAGGAUAUAAGUGCCCCACAAGUUUCUAUUCAGGAGAUCAAAACAGCUGACGGGGCUUGUUACUUGGCACUAAAGGUGGCAAAGUCAAAAAUGAGUGAUGGUUUUUGGAGUUUUCUAGAAAAAUAUGGCUAUCGCUAUGAGGGUGAUCAUACUCGAGCUUUGCUUCCGUGUGAGGUAAUGGAAAUUAUCAAGAGAAUGCCUCAAGAAACCAAAAAGAAACUUGCUGGAAAAGGAUAUUUUCCUCAAGAUGGAUAUGUUGUGAAAUACCUUCCGGUACCACCAAAUUGCUUGUCUGUGCCAGUAGUAUCUGAUGGUGUCAGUAUCAUGUCUUCGGAUCCUUCCAUGACAGUUCUUAGAAAAUUGCUUAGGAAGGUUGAGGUCAUCAGAAGUUCUAGAUCCGGUGAACCAAACUUUGAAUCUCAUCUAGUGGAAGCUAACGACUUGCAAUCUGUGGUCGAUCAGUAUCUUCAAAUCAGGGGUACUUCUAAGGCAGCACGUGAUAUAGAAACACAUUAUGCUGUCAAUAAAGAGCUGAACGAGUCCUCAACAAAAGCAUGGUUAGAAAAAAUGAGGACUUUAUUUAUAAAAAAGGGUUCAGGGUUUUCUUCUCGGAAUGUGAUAACUGGAGAUGGCUAUAAGAAAAUAAAUGAAGUAGGAAUUCCCCUCGAGGUUGCCCAAAGGAUAACAUUUGAGGAGAGAGUAAGCAUCCAUAACAUCCACUAUUUACAAAAGUUGGUUGAUGAAAAUUUGUGCUUGACAUAUAAGGAAGGUUUGUCAACUUACUCACUACGGGAGGGCUCAAAGGGGCACACUUAUCUUAAACCUGGUCAGAUAGUGCAUCGGAGGAUUAUGGAUGGGGAUGUUGUCUUCAUCAACAGACCACCUACGACUCACAAACACUCAUUGCAAGCGCUUGUAGUGUACAUUCAUGAUGAUCACACUGUCAAGAUAAAUCCUCUAAUAUGUGGGCCCCUUGGAGCUGAUUUUGAUGGUGACUGUGUCCAUCUCUUUUAUCCCCAGUCACUUGCUGCUAAAGCUGAGGUUUUGGAGCUUUUCUCUGUAGAGAAACAACUUCUCAGCUCUCAUAGUGGUAAUCUGAACCUUCAGUUAUCCGCAGAUUCAUUAUUGUCGCUCAAGAUGCUUGUCAAGAGCUGUUUUUUGGAUAAAGCCACAGCAAAUCAAAUGGCAAUGCUUCUCUCACUGCCUUUGCCAAUGCCUGCUUUGCUUAAUGCCGGUUCUGGUGAUUCUUAUUGGACAUCUAUUCAAAUGUUGCAGUGUGCUUUGCCAUUCUCGUUUGAUUGUACCGGAGGGCGAUACUUGAUUAGGCAGAGGGAAAUCUUAGAAUUUGAUUUUACUAGAGAUGUUUUGCCUUCAAUUAUAAAUGAAAUAGCAGCCUCAAUUUUUUUUAGCAAGGGUCCUCCGGAGGCACUGAAUUUCUUUGAUGUGAUCCAGCCCUUUCUGAUGGAAAACAUAUUUGCCUACGGAUUUAGUGUUGGGUUACAAGACUUGUCGAUAUCCAGGGCAGUGAAAAGGGUUAUAAAUAGAAGCAUUGGGAAAGUUUCUCCUUUGUUGAAUCAGCUGAGGGUCAUAUACAAAGAGCCAGUGGCUCAACAAUUGGAGAAACACAUUCAAGAUAUUGAACUUCCCGUCAUAAAUUUUGCUUUGAAGUCCACCAAACUAGGAGAUUUGAUUGACUCAAAGAGUAAGUCGGCUGUUGACAAGGUGGUUCAACAGAUUGGCUUUUUAGGCCAACAGCUCUUUGAAAGAGGAAAGUUUUAUUCCAAGGGAUUGGUUGCGGAUGUAGCUUCUCUUUUUCACGUGAAGUGUUUUUAUGACGGAGAUGGUUAUCCCUCUGCAGAGUUUGGGCUGCUCAAAGGAUGCUUCUUUCAUGGCUUAGAUCCAUAUGAAGAGUUUGUGCAUUCAAUUGCAACGAGAGAAAUAACUGACCGCUCUUCUAGAGGAUUGUCUGAACCAGGAACACUAUUUAAGAAUUUGAUGGCCAUUCUCCGAGAUGUGGUAAUUUGCUAUGAUGGAACUGUGAGAAAUGUAUGCAGUAAUUCCAUCAUCCAGUUUGAAUAUGGCAAUCAAUCUGGAGAGGCAGCCCAGCACUUGUUCCCUGCCGGGGAGCCAGUAGGCGUUUUAGCUGCAACUUCCAUGUCAAACCCUGCUUAUAAAGCAGUCCUUGAUGCUAGUCCUAACAGCAACUCUUCGUGGGAGUUUAUGAAGGAAAUACUUGUUUGCAAGGUGAACUUUAGGAAUGAACCAAAUGACCGUCGCCUAAUUUUAUACUUGAACGAUUGUGAUUGUGGGAGGAGUUAUUGUCGUGAAAAUGCUGCAUAUCUGGUUAAAAAUCAAUUGAGAAAAGUAAGCCUCAAGGAUGCUGCCCUGGAUUUCAUUGUUGAAUACCAGCAGCAGCGAAGACGCAAUAAUGCUCCUGAAGAUGCAGGCCUUGUUGGUCAUAUUCAUCUGGACGAGGCGAUGUUAGAGAAGCUGAAGAUCAGUAUGAUUGAUGUUUACCAAAAAUGCCAAGAGAGACUUAAUUCCUUUAGUCGGAAGAAGAAACUUUUCUCAUUUUUUAAGAGAACUGAAUUAUUUUUCAGCGAGUCUUGCUCUUCUCCCAAUUAUUCUGCACCUUGUGUAACGUUUGUUUGGCUGGAUGGCAAUGAUUUAGACCAAACCACUAAAGUCCUUGCUGACUUGAUCUGCCCGGCUUUGUUAGAUACAAUAAUCCAAGGAGACCCUCGUAUCAGCUCUGCAAAUAUAAUUUGGGUUAAUCCUGGCUCAAACACAUGGGUCCGAAACCCGUCCAAAACUUCUAAUGGUGAAUUAGCACUGGACGUCAUUCUUGAGAAGGAAGCUGUUAAACAAAGUGGUGAUGCUUGGAGGAUUGUACUUGAUUCCUGCCUUCCUGUUCUUCAUUUGAUUGAUACCAGGCGUUCUGUUACUUAUGCUAUUAAGCAAAUUCAAGAAUUACUGGGAAUAUCAUGUACUUUUGAUCAAGUGAUUCAGCGUCUUGCAGCAUCCGUAAGAAUGGUGGCAAAAGGUGUUCUCAGAGAGCAUCUAAUUCUCUUGGCUAGUAGUAUGACUUGUGGGGGAAAUUUGGUUGGUUUUAAUAUAGGUGGUUAUAAAACACUGGCUCGUCAAUUAAAUAUUCAAGUACCGUUCACCGAUGCCACACUCUUUACUCCCAAAAAAUGCUUUGAAAGAGCUGCUGAGAAACACCAUGCAGACUCUUUGUCAAGCAUUGUUGCCUCCUGUUCAUGGGGUAAACACGUGGCAGUUGGUACAGGAUCAAGAUUUGAUAUUGUAUGGGACCCCAAAGAGACAAAUACUAACGAGAUUGAAGGGAUGGAUGUCUACAAAUUCCUUCACAUGGUCAAAGGCCUUGCCAAUGGGGAGGAAGAAAACAAUGCUUGUUUGGGUGAGGACAUUGAUGAUUUGCCAGAUGAUGAAAAUGUCGACGGGGAUAUGUCCCCACCGCAUACCUCUGGAUUUGAUGCUGUCUUUGAUGAGACUUUUGAACUAGUGAAUGGCUCAGCAUCAAAUGGUUGGGAUUCCAGUAAAGACCAGACUGAUCAGAUCAAAACAAACACAAAUGAUUGGUCUGAUUGGGGACAAAAUAAAUCUGAAAUACAAGUUGACGGGGCUGAAAAUAACCAAUGGAACUCUGGAACUCAUCAAGAAGACGCUUCAAAGUCUAGUGCUUGGGGGGUCGGCACAAAUCAAGAAGACGCUUCAAAGUCUAAUGCUUGGGGAGCCGGCACAAAUAUAAAAGACUCUUCAAAGUCCAGUGCUUGGGGGGCUGGCACAAAUCAGGAAGACUCUUCAAAGUCCAGUGCUUGGGGGGCCGGCACAAAUCAGGAAGACGCUUCAAAGUCCAGUGCUUGGGAGGCCGGCACAACUAUAAAAGACUCUUCAAAGUCCAGUGCUUGGGGGGCUGGCACAAAUCAGGAAGACUCUUCAAAGUCCAGUGCUUGGGGGACCGGCACAAAUCAAGAAGACGCUUCAAAGUCUAAUGCUUGGGGGGCUGGCACAAUUAUAAAAGACUCUUCAAAGUCCAGUGCUUGGGGGGGCGGCACAAAUCAAGAAGACUUUUCAAAGUCUAGUGCUUGGGGUGCCGGCACAAAUCAAAAGAGUGAUCAGUCUUCUUGGGGUAAAAGUAAAUCUGAUGGACCACAAAAUGCUGAAUGGGAGUCUGGGAGCUCUCAAAAGUGGAAAUCAGAUGUUAUCCAAGAAGACUCUACAAAAUCUGGUGCUUGGGGGGCCAACACAAAUAAAAAUCAAAAUAGUGAUCAGUCUUCUUGGGGUAAGAAGAAAUCUGGAAUACAAUAUGAUGGAGCAGAAAAGGCCAAAUGGGAGUCUGGGAGCUCUCAAAAGUGGAAAGCUGAUGUUAUCCAAGAAGACUCUACAAAAUCUGGUGCUUGGGGGGCCAACACGAAUCAAAAUAGUGAUCAGUCUUCUUGGGGUAAAAAGAAAUCGGGAAUACAAGGUGAUGACGAAGCAGAAAAGGCCAAAUGGGAAUCUGGGAGUUCUCAAAAGUGGAAAGCUAGUGUUGCCCAAGAUGAUUCUUCAAAGUCUGGUGCUUGGGGGGCCAACACAAAUCAAAUCAAUGAUCAGUCCUCUUGGGGGAGAAAUAAAUCUGGAGUGCAAGAUGGUGGAGAGGGAUGGGCCCAAGGAGAAGCUGGGGGCAUACAAAAAGACUCGUCAAACUCAGGUGAUUGGAAAACUUGGGGGAAAAGUAAACCUGAAGACUCUCCAAAGUCUAGUGCUUGGGGUGCAAACAAAGAUGCAACAAAACCCAAAUCAAAUGACAUGUCCUCAUGGGGAAUGAAAAAAGAUGAAGUGCAUGUUAUGGCAGAAGACUCUUCUAAUGCUUGGGACAACCAACCUUGGGAUUCGAAAAAUGGGUCGAAUAGCUCUUGGGGAAAAUCCAAAGCACAAGAAAACCCACCUUGGAAUUCCAAGAAUGAGUCAAAUCAAGCUGCAAGCUCACGUGGAUGGGACUCGCAAGCUGCUAAUGCUAACUCUGAAAAUGACAAAAGUUUUCAGUGGGGUAAACAAGGAAGAGAGUCAUUUAAGAAAAAUCGCUUUGAAGGUUCACAAGGUUGGGGUCCAAAUACUGGGGACUGGAAAAAUAAGAGUCGUGCCAGACCACCUGGACAAAGGUUUGAAUUAUACUCGUCUGAGGAGCAGGAUGUUCUCAAGGAUAUUGAACCUAUUUUUCAAUCAAUCAGAAGAAUCAUGCAACAGCAAGGGUACAAUGAUGGGGAUCCGCUACCUGCUGAUGACCAGAAAUAUGUGCUUGAGAAUGUCUUUGAACAUCAUCCAGAUAAAGAAACGAAAAUGGGUGGUGGAAUCGAUCAUGUUAUGGUUAGCAAACACAGCGAAUUUCAGGACACCAGAUGCUUGUAUUUGGUUUUAAAAGAUGGUAAAAAAGAAGACUUUUCAUACCGCAAGUGCCUGGAAAACUUAGUAAGGAAGAAAUAUCCAGACACUGCUGAAUCAUUCUGCGGCAAAUAUUUCAAAAAACCCCAACCCUUUGAAUUAUACACUUCUGAGGAGCAGGAUGUUCUCAAGGAUAUUGGACCUAUUGUGCAAUCAAUCAGAAGAAUCAUGCAACAGCAAGGGUACAAUGACGGGGAUCCGCUACCUUCUGAUGACCAAAAAUAUGUGCUUGAGAAUGUCUUUGAACAUCAUCCAGAUAAAGAAACGAAAAUGGGUGGUGGAAUCGAUCAUGUUAUGGUUAGCAAACACAGUGAAUUUCAGGACAGCAGAUGCUUGUAUGUGGUUUUAAAAGAUGGUAAAAAAGAAGACUUUUCAUACCGCAAGUGCCUGGAAAACUUUGUAAGGAAGAAAUAUCCAGACAUUGCUGAAUCUUUCUGCGGCAAAUAUUUCAAAAAACCCCAACCCCGUGUAAAGAGGGACUUGACUCCAAACCCAGUCGGGGAGCAGACCUCAAAUCCGACUCCAGCAGGGGAACAGCCUGCAACCUUAAACCCUGCAGAGGAGCAGACUUCAAUUCCUAAUUCAGCAGGGGAGCAGACUGCUACUCCAGCCGGUGACCAGACCUCAACUCCAAUGCCUAUAGAGACCAAUGAGUAGAAGUUGAGAGUUGUAUCCUUAAUUUUGUACAGAAACAACUCAGUUUAGGCAAAGUUUCACCACCGACCAGUAUUCCUGUAGGAAAGGUUUCCUAUUUUGUUUACCGUCUCAGCAUCAGUUAUUUUGUUUUAUCCUGUGAUUGAUGAUGAUAAAACAAAUGGAAAUGUUUAUAUUUCAAAAUUUUGAGAUGAUAGCUUGUGAUAUGCCUGCCAAGCACAUGUCCUUCAUUUUAUCUAACCCCACUACACCAGAAUGGAAACCUGAUUUCUUUCAUGAACCAGCUUAUCUGUUAUUCUGUGAAUAGGUUAUCCAGCAUUUUAAAUUCAUCUGUACAGUGGUAAAUUAUUUGGUUA
This is a messenger RNA of Vicia villosa (hairy vetch), 7334 nucleotides long. RefSeq names its product DNA-directed RNA polymerase V subunit 1. Gene Ontology annotation, cellular component: RNA polymerase II, core complex. The record is from RefSeq and is a predicted model, not a curated record. Gene Ontology annotation, biological process: DNA-templated transcription. The transcript has 22 exons. Gene Ontology annotation, molecular function: DNA binding. Lineage: Eukaryota; Viridiplantae; Streptophyta; Magnoliopsida; Fabales; Fabaceae. Bases 505 to 6981 code for a protein of 2158 amino acids.